Lucilia sericata (common green bottle fly) is the source of this 820-nucleotide messenger RNA. RefSeq names its product putative odorant-binding protein A5. The transcript has 2 exons. The record is from RefSeq and is a predicted model, not a curated record. The coding region runs from base 45 to 668 and encodes 207 amino acids. NCBI's taxonomy places the organism in Eukaryota, Metazoa, Arthropoda, Insecta, Diptera, Calliphoridae.
CGUUUUGUAAAACCAAAACAAAUAAAAGAAAAUUUCGGAUAAAAAUGUUUUCACAAAUAUUUUUACCAAUACUAAUACUAACUCAAGCUAUAGCUGAGGAAAGUGACAUAGAAACACUUUUCAAGGAGACAAAAGUAAUACCGGAUGUUUUGCAAACGGCACCAAAGGAAAAAUUAAAGCUCGAAUUUGCAAAUGGCCUUCUGGUGGGAGAUGGCAAAGAGUUUACUCCCACCGAAACUAAGGAUGCUCCAACACUUGAUUGGUCUUCGGAUCCCAAUACUUACUACACUGUUUAUAUGGCUUCACCUGAUGCUCCGUAUCCUGAUAAUCCUAUAUGGAAAGAAUUUAUACAUUGGCUAGUGGUGAAUAUACCCGGUAAAGAUGUCGAUAAAGGAGAAGUUUAUAGCCCUUAUUUAGGUCCUAUUUCUCCCAAAACUGGCAGUGUCAUGCGUUAUGUAUUUUUGGUCUACGAACAGCCGGGUAAAUUGGAAUUUAAUGAACCUUAUGUUAAUCAUUCCCAGUUGGAAGGACAUUCUAAUUUUAAAGUAGAGAAAUUUGCGGAAAAAUAUAAUAUGGGUAAACCAUUGGCCGGUAAUGUCUUUCGUAGUCAAUGGGAUGAAUACGUGCCGAUAUUGCAUAAACGUAUGGGAGUAACAGUGGAUGAAUAGGUUUAAAUUAAAUUGUUGAAAAAAAUAUAUUAGUCUAUAACUGCAUCAAUGGGGAAAUGGUCAUGAUUUAUGGAAAUAAGAUAAAUAUUUUUUGUUUAUUAAUAAGUAAUUAAAUAAAUUGUAGAAAACACUAUGCAUUGCACCAUAAUUAA